AUGGCUCACAAAGAGGUUAUGAGUGUUCCAGUCUCCAUCCUCAUGACUUCAAUCUGCUUGGAAAUCAGAGACAAGGUUUCAAUACAAUCUUAUUCAAAAUUAUUCACAGCUGUAAUGGUUGCAAAAUGUACUUUCACCAAGCAUUAACUCUGGGGUGUGAAGACAUACACUAUCAAGACAUUUCGUUUAUUUUUUUGGUAUUUUUUAUGAAUUAGGAAAUUUUUCUACAAUUUAUCUUUUGUUUUUGGGAAUGUGAAGUAGGCUGUGUAGAGAAAUAGGACAAAAUCUAAUCCAUAUUUAGAUGUAAUUCUAUGGCAGCAAACUGUAUAAGGAAGUGGUAUGAAGACUCCCACUAUACAUUGUAUAUAUAUAUAUAUAUAUAUAUUUCACAAUUUUGAAUUGAUAUUGUCUAUUGUUGAUAACAAAGUGGUGUCCACCAAUGAUUAUUUUGUGCCUAACCACUCCCUGGUACAGGGUUUGUUCUCAAAGAGAAGGCAUGUUGUAUCAUCCCUGACAAAGGCUGAAAUGCAUCAGAGUUUAGAAUGUUUUGUACUAUUGAACAUACCAUAAUGAUAAAACCAUUUAGCUAUAUGAAGAAUGGUUUGCUCCUCCUUGUUCUCUAACCCCCUUUACCAAAGAGCACAUUUGUCUUUGUUGCACACUUGUUAAAGACAGCAGUCUUGCAAUGUGUCUGAAGUGGUGGUCUUAUGAAGUGUGUUGUUGCAGGUGGACCUUCGUUACAAGACAGCCUUUCACUCUAGCGGCUGUUUUACUGAUACCUGGAAUUGUGUCAGUGGGGACUGUGGGAAUGAGACCAGUCUAGUGGUUAAGGCAGUGAGCCAGGAUAUAUCUGAGGGCUGGUGUCAGACAGAAGGAGUCAUGACUAGACACGUCUCCAAUAACAUACAAACUUUUGAUCUACAGUGAGUGUUUCUUUUAUAUUAAAAUCAUCCAUCCAUUACCAGUAUUUGUAUUAACCUGAUUUGUAGUAACAGUGCACAGCUAAGUUAUUACAUCCUGGUUACCAAAGUAGUUCUAUAGCAUAUGGGCAACAUUAGUUAAUGCACACAGUAUUGUACAUGAUGAACACCAUAACAACAAGAGUGUUUAGGAUGUGUUUUUGGAACUCACCUUUCACAUUUGUCUCUUUAUCAUUACAGAUUGGAUAGCUGUUGCUGGGUAUUCAACGAUAAUUCUGUUAAUUCUUGGAGGCUGUUGACUCAUGUGGACCUUGGGGUCAGGUCUGACACAGGGAAAGUCAACCGAUCUCCACAGACCACUGUCAUACCUCUGAUUAGGUAAAUACUGCUACUUAUCAGUGUAAAGUGAUUUAGUUCGAUGAACAAGUGAUUUUAUCAAUCUGUGUGUUGUAUUCAGUCAAUAGGAAACAGGUCUGAAACACUGCAAUAAUGGUCUCUCUCUCUCUCUCUCUCUCUCUCUCUCUCUGUCUCUCUCUCUCUCUCUCUCUGUCUCUGUCUCUGUCUCUGUCUCUCUCUCUCUCUCUCUCUCUCUGUCUCUCUCUCUCUCUCUCUCUGUCUCUGUCUCUGUCUCUCUCUCUCUCUCUCUCUCUGUCUCUCUCUCUCUCUCUCUCUCUCUCUCUCUCUCUCUCUCUCUCUCUCUCACAGUGUCCCUGUUAAUUGUCAAAGAGAUUUCAACCUGUUGUCCUUUGAUCCGGAUGGGGAUAUGGUCAGAUGCAGAUAUGCCGUACCAACGGAUGAGUGUGCCACAUCUAGUAACCUUCCUAAUGACUUCAGUCUACGAGGGGUUAGUAUCCAAAUAAAACAACACAGGAAACGAUGGACUAUGAUGAUGAUAGUAGGGAAUUAACCCUUAAUCAUCACCACGGUCAAUUUCUGUGCAGUAUUUGGCUGCUCUAACAGGGCAGGAAACACAACGGGGAAAAAAAUAUGUUUACAGAUUCCCCGCAAGCAGGUUACUGUCAUUUAACAUGCCAAGGCAGCAACCAGCUGGCCAAAGCAGGUUACUGUCAUUUAACCAGCUGGCCAAAGCAGGUUACUGUCAUUUAACAUGCCAAGGCAGAAACCAUCUGGCCAAAGCAGGUUACUGUCAUUUAACCAGCUGGCCAAAGCAGGUUACUGUCAUUUAACCAGCUUGCCAAAGCAGGUUACUGUCAUUUAACAUGCCAAGGCUGCAACCAGCUGGCCAAAGCAGGUUACUGUCAUUUAACCAGCUGGCCAAAGCAGGUUACUGUCAUUUAACAUGCCAAGGCAGCAACCAGCUGGCCAAAGCAGGUUACUGUCAUUUAACCAGCUGGCCAAAGCAGGUUACUGUCAUUUAACCAGCUUGCCAAAGCAGGUUACUGUCAUUUAACAUGCCAAGGCAGCAACCAGCUGGCCAAAGCAGGUUACUGUCAUUUAACCAGCUUGCCAAAGCAGGUUACUGUCAUUUAACAUGCCAAGGCUGCAACCAGCUGGCCAAAGCAGGUUACUGUCAUUUAACCAGCUGGCCAAAGCAGGUUACUGUCAUUUAACAUGCCAAGGCAGCAACCAGCUGGCCAAGCGGGUUACUGUCAUUUAACCAGAUGGCCAAAGCAGGUUACUGUCAUUUAACCAGCUUGCCAAAGCAGGUUACUGUCAUUUAACAUGCCAAGGCUGCAACCAGCUGGCCAAAGCAGGUUACUGUCAUUUAACCAGCUGGCCAAAGCAGGUUACUGUCAUUUAACCAGCUGGCCAAAGCAGGUUACUGUCAUUUAACCAGCUGGCCAAAGCAGGUUACUGUCAUUUAACCAGCUGGCCAAAGCAGAUUACUGUCAUUUAACCAGCUGGCCAAAGCAGGUUACUGUCAUUUAACCUGCUGGCCAAAGCAGGUUACUGUCAUUUAACCAGCUGGCCAAAGCAGGUUACUGUCAUUUAACCAGCUGGCCAAAGCAGGUUACUGUCAUUUAACCAGCUGGCCAAAGCAGAUUACUGUCAUUUAACCAGCUGGCCAAAGCAGGUUACUGUCAUUUAACCAGCUGGCCAAAGCAGGUUAAUGUCAUAACUUCAAUGUUAGAGUAACAUAAACAUGACUUUCUGAAUUACAGUACAUUAGGUCAUGGGCUGCUGUAAGAUAGGCUACUUUAGCAACAAAACUGACACGUGCGGAACUAUGGGGCAAAACAGAAGGGGUUGGCUUAGCUUGUUGACAACAUUGUUUAUUGAAAACAUAAAAUACACUUUCACAAUGAGCACUUGUUGUCUCUCAAAUACAUAGUUACAGUUGUUGGUUAGCUAGCUAGCUAUUUCUUUUUGCCAUAUUAGCAUAGACAUGACAUCAGUCAAACACCUGAAAACAAGACAUGGUAUUUAUGACAAGAUACAACGAGCUGAAACGAGCCAUCUACGAUUCCCCACAUGGCAGCUUCUUGUCAUUGUUGCUAACUCUCUGAUCGUUCAGAAUCAUAACGCAUGCCUUCCAGUCACAUCUAUAUUAUAUCUGAAAAAUAAUACUUUGGGUGUGUUUAUGACGGUCUUUGGUGACAUUAGAAUACAAAAAUAUAUAUAUUUCAAAAAUAACAAUAGCAUUUUCAUUAGUUUAUGUUACUGUAUCUGCUGCAGUGUGCUCACUUCGAGAGGAACAGUGGUUCUUCUUGGAGAAAGUGGUAUCUAGAAAAAUGUUGAGUGUUGACAAAUGUAAGUGUUUUGGAAACCUCAGAAUCUGCUCUUCUGAUACUAUAUAGAAAUCAAAAUCUUACCUGCAUGUGAUUCUGUAGGUGGAUUUGAAAAUUUGGCUCGAGAAUAAAUAAAUAAGAACUUUCUUCCUAAAACUGUUUGUGAUAUCGAAAUUCUAAAAACAUCUCUGUGUUAAAUAGACUUAUUUAGGGAAAGAUUGGGGCAUGACUUAAAAAACUAGCUGAGAUAUUUCACUUUAAAAUGUAUAUGCAGUCAAAAUGACUGUCUCGGCUCGUCUAGUGUUAAGUGUUAUAUAGUUAGUUGAUAAGUUGUUGUUGAUGGUUGAAUGACAAUCAUGUGAUUGCUAUAACUUUCCAGGUUGAGAUGGCGGUCCCAAGUUUGUUUCCAAAAAGUAUUUCUGUUGCACACCACUAAUUAGGGUAGAUGAUGCACUUUAGAGACGAAUCCCCAGAUUUUCAGUAAACUGAUUCAAAUCCCGAGAUUCUCAGUAAACUGAUUCAAAUCCCCAGAUUCUCAGUAAACUGAUUCAAAUCCCCAGAUUCUCAGUAAACUGAUUCAAAUCCCCAGAUUCUCAGUAAACUGAUUCAAAUCCCCAGAUUCUCAGUAAACUGAUUCAAAUCCCCAGAUUCUCAGUAAACUGAUUAGAAUCCCCAGAUUCUCAGUAAACUGAUUCAAAUCCCCAGAUUCUCAGUAAACUGAUUCAAAUCCCCAGAUUCUCAGUAAACUGAUUCAAAUCCCCAGAUUCUCAGUAAACUGAUUCAAAUCCCCAGAUUCUCAGUAAACUGAUUCAAAUCCCCAGAUUCUCAGUAAACUGAUUCAAAUCCCCAGAUUCUCAGUAAACUGAUUAGAAUCCCCAGAUUCUCAGUAAACUGAUUCAAAUCCCCAGAUUCUCAGUAAACUGAUUCAAAUCCCCAGAUUCUCAGUAAACUGAUUCAAAUCCCCAGAUUCUCAGUAAACUGAUUCAAAUCCCCAGAUUCUCAGUAAACUGAUUGAAAUAAUAAAAUGUAGGUUUUAAUCAGUGAUUUCCCAGCCAUCCUCCUGCAAUGUUGACACUAAUCUAGUGAGCACCUUUGGAGCUCCACCCAAGCAAGGCAUUUGAUUGUUUUUUAAAUUUUUUAUUUGUUUAACCUUUAUUUAACCAGGUAAGCCAGUUGAGAACAAGUUCUCAUUUACAACUGCGACCUGGCCAAGAUAAAGCAAAGCAGUGCGAUAAAAACAACAACAACACAGAGUUACAUAUGGGGUAAACAAAACAUACAGUCAAUAACACAAUAGAAAAUCUAUAUACAGUGUGUGCAAAAGUAGCAAGUUAUGGAGGUAAGGCAAUAAAUAGGCCAUAAUGCAAAAUAAUUACAAUUAGUAUUAACACUGGAGUGAUAGAUGUGCAAGAGAUGAUGUGCAAAUAGAGAUACUGGGGUGCAAAUAAGCAAAAUAAAUAACAAUAUGGGGAUGAGGUAGUUGGGUGGGCUAAUUACAGAUGGGCUGUGUACAGGUGCAGUGAUCGGUAAGGUGCUCUGACAACUGAUGCUUAAAGUUAGUGAGGGAGAUAAGAGUCUCCAGCUUCAGAGAUGUUUGCAGUUCGUUCCAGUCAUUGGCAGCAGAGAACUUGAAGGAAUGGCGGCCAAAGGAGGUAUUGGCUUUGGGGAUGACCAGUGAGAUAUACCUGCUGGAGCGCAUACUACGGGUGGGUGUUGCUAUGGUGACCAAUGAGCUAAGAUAAGGCAGGGAUUUGCCUAGCAGUGAUCUAUAGAUGACCUGGAGCCAGUGUGUUUGGUGACGAAUAUGUAGUGAGGGCCAGCCAACGAGAGCAUACAGGUCACAAUGGUGGGUAGUAUAUGGGGCUUUGGUGACAAAAUGGAUGGCACUGUGAUAGACUACAUCCAAUUUGCUGAGUAGAGUGUUGGAGGCUAUUUUGUAAAUGACAUCGCUGAAGUCAAGGAUCGGUAGGAUAGUCCGUUUUACGAGGGCAUGUUUGGCAGCAUGAGUGAAGGAGGCUUUGUUGCGAAAUAGGAAGCCAAUUCUAGAUGUAACUUUGGAUUGGAGAUGCUUAAUGUGAGUCUGGAAGGAGAGUUUACGGUCUAACCAGACACCUAGGUAUUUGUAGUUGUCCACAUAUUCUAAGUCAGACCCGCCGAGAGUAGUGAUUCUAGUCGGGCGGGCGGGUGCCAGCAGCGUUCGAUUGAAGAGCAUGCAUUUAGUUUUACUAGUGUUUAAGAGCAGUUGGAGGCUACUGAAGGAGUGUUGUAUGGCAUUGAAGCUCGUUUGGAGGUUUGUUAACACAGUGUCCAAUGAAGGGCCAGAUGUAUACAAAAUGGUGUCGUCUGCGUAGAGGUGGAUCUGAGAGUCACCAGCAGCAAGAGCGACAUCAUUGAUAUACACAGAGAAUAGAGUUGGCCCGAGAAUUGAACCCUGUGGCACCCCCAUAGAGACUGCCAGAGGUCCAGACAACAGGCCCUCCGAUUUGACACAUUGAACUCUAUCUGAGAAGUAGUUGGUGAACCAGGCGAGGCAGUCAUUUGAGAAACCAAGGCUAUUUAGUCUGCCAAUAAGAAUGUGGUGAUAAUAAUAUAAUAAUAUAAUAUGCCAUUUAGCAGACGCUUUUAUCCAAAGCGACUUACAGUCGUGUGUGCAUACAUUUUUGUGUAUGGGUGGUCCCGGGGAUCGAACCCACUACCUUGGCGUUACAAGCGCCGUGCUCUACCAGCUGAGCUACAGAGGACCACGUGAUUGACAGAGUUGAAAGCCUUGGCCAGGUCGAUGAAGUACUGUCUUUUAUCGAUCGCGGUUAUAAUAUCGUUUAGGACCUUGAGCGUGGGUGAGGUGAACCCAUGACCAGCUCGGAAACCAGAUUGCAUAGCGGAGAAGGUACAGUGGGAUUCGAAAUGGUCGGUGAUCUGUUCGCACUGCUUUGACGUGUUGCGAGGCGUCACUGAUUUACAGCGGGUUCCCAACCCUAUUUAGCUAUUUACAUUUUAGUCAUUUAGCAGACGCUCUUAUCCAGAGCGACUUACAGUUAGUGAGUGCAUACAUUAUUUUUCAUACUGGCCCCCCGUGGGAAUCGAACCCACAACCCUCGUGUUGCAAACGCCAUGCUCUACGAACUGAGCCACAUCCCUGCCGGCCAUUCCCUCCCCUACUUCAUAAGGCAUUUAUAAGUUAUAUCCUUCAAGAAUCUAUGGGUUAAUAUAAUUAAUUUAAAAGUCAAAAAAUGUAUGUAGCAAUCGUGGAUUGCCCCUUUAAUGUUGUUUUGAUCUUGUCUCCCUUAGGACUGCACCUUGUCAUUCUGGGGCAACAGAAACACCACUGGAACAUAUGCAGUCCAGAUGAUGAUGGAGGACUUCCCGACUCAGUCCAUCUCUCUCUCCUAUACUAACGGAUCUCAAUCUAACAGGACCUCAAAUAAUACACUCAGCAAACUGCCUGUUCAGUUUGCAGUGAGAGGUACAUAUAUAUGAUCUAGACACUGCACAAAAAAAUAUAAACAUGCAACAAUAUCAAAUAUUUUACUCAGUUACAGUUCUUACAAGGAAAUCAGUCAAUUGAUAUCACAUGACUGGGAAUACAGAUAUGCAUCUGUUGGUCAAAGAAACCUUAAAAAAAAAAAAAGGGCCUCACAAUGGGCCUGAGGAUCUCGUAAUGGUAUUUCUGUACAUUCAAAUUGCCAUCGAUCAAAUGCAAUUGUGUUCGUUGUCCGUAGCUUAUGCCGGCCCAUACCAUAACCCCAUCGCCACCAUGGGGCACUCUGUUCACAACGUUGACAUCAGUAAACUGCUCGCCCACACGACGCCAUACACGUGGUCUGUGGUUGAGAGGCCGGUUGGACGUAUGGCCAAAUUCUCUAAAACGACGUUGUAGGCGGCUUAUGGUAGAGAAAUGAACUUUCAAUUCUCUAGUCACAUCUCUGGUGAAUAGUCCUGCAGUUAGCAUGCCAAUUACACACUCCCUCAAAAAAUUGAGACAUCUGUGGCAUUGUGUUGUGUGACAAAACUGCACAUUUUAGAGUGGCAUUUUACUGUCCACAGCACAAGGUGCACCGGUGUAAUGAUCAUGCUGUUUAAUCAGCUUCUUGAUAUGCCACACCUGUCAGGUGGAUGGAUUAUUUUGGCAAAGGAGAAAUGCUCCCUAACAGGGAUGUAAACAAAUGUGUGCACAAAAUGUGAGAGAAAUAAGCUUUUUGUGCGUAUGGAACAUAUCUGGGAUCUUUUAUUUCACCUCAUGAAACAUUGGACCAACACUUUACAUGUUGUGUUUAUAUUUUUGUUCAGUGUAGUUUAUCUUUAUAUCUAGGUAGUUUCUAAUAAGUAGUUUCUUUUUAUAAAAAAUAAGAUAAUGCCUAUGCCUUGUUUCCAGUAGAAGUAGUGAUUGUCAUUGCAUUUUAUGCAGAGUUGCCAACCCUGUAGCGUGGUUGUGGUACUGAUUCAUUCUGAAAAACAUGCAGCAAUGGUUUGUCUUUCAGUGGACCCCCCGGUGCCAUCCUGUAUGGAGGGGCUAUACCUACCCAUGUUCCUGUCUCCAACGCCAGCCCAGGGUGCACUGCUCUACGCCUCUGUGAACCAACCCCUGGAAAUCACUGUCAGAGCACAGGCUACCCAAUCCACGUAAGAGAAAAUAAACGUGGAAACACAUAGCCGAUAGGUAUAGCCUAAAUCAGGGAUUUUAAACGUAAUAGUUCGACGGACGGGUGUGUUGAUCAAUUAAGUUCAUUCAUUAGUUAGAAACUCCCCUCACCUGGUUGUCUAGGUCCUAAUUGAUUAGUUGGGACCUCCCCUCACCUGGUUGUCUAGGUCUUAAUUGAUUAGUUAGGACCUCCCCUCACCUGGUUGUCUAGGUCUUAAUUGAUUAGUUAGGACCUCCCCUCACCUGGUUGUCUAGGUCCUAAUUGAUUAGUUAGGACCUCCCCUCACCUGGUUGUCUAGGUCUUAAUUGAUUAGUUGGGACCUCCCCUCACCUGGUUGUCUAGGUCUUAAUUGAUUAGUUGGGACCUCCCCUCACCUGGUUGUCUAGGUCUUAAUUCGACACAAAUUAAAAGGAAGUAACAAAAACCAGCAGGCCCUCCAGGAAUAGAGUUUGACCCCCCUGGCCUAAUGCAUUAUGACAGUGAGAGAAACACAUUGUAAAACUAUUUGUCAGUAUUGAGCGGCAGUGGACUGUGGAUCUGGAACUUUGAGGUAGAGGUCUGAGCGUGACUGAUUUCUGUCCCACGGUGUUAUUUUAUGCGUAGUGGAGCAGCUCACUUGCCAGCCAUGGCUUCAGCAAUUUUGCGCCCGAUGGGCAAUAUCAAAUUAGCAUUUAAAAAAAUAUAUUAAUAGAUUUCCUGAGAUUCUCACGUGGACCAUUAUAUUAUCUGUAUUACUGGGCUAUAUCAGCCAAUAGGCUAUCUGUAUUACUGGGCUAUAUCAGCCAAUAGGCUAUCUGUAUUACUGGGAUAUAUCAGCCAAUAGGCUAGAUGUAGUUUGAAGAGAGCAGAGUUGGAGAAACUUACACUUUCUCUUGAGCUAUUUUUAUAGCAUACCUUUUACAUUUUUUUUACAUUUUAGUCAUUUAGCAGACGCUCUUAUCCAGAGCGACUUACAGUUAGUGAGUGCAUACAUUCUUUUUUAUACUGGCCCCCAGUGGGAAUCGAACCCACAACCCUGGCGUUGCAAACGCCAUGCUCUACAUCCCUGCUGGCCAUUCCCUCCCCUACCCUGGGCCAAUUGUGCGCCGCCCCAUGGCUAUCAGCAAAGCCUUGUCUGUCAGCGAAACAGUUCAUUUACUGCCUUAAAAAAAAAACAUAGCUGAUAUGGCUGACUUGCUUAAACAAAUGUGGUUUUUACUGACAAUUGAGAUGUACAAACUAUGGCAUAAGGGGACGACGAGCGGAUAAGAGGCAAUCCGUAAUUUCGAUGAAGACAUUAAUGAGCGAUCUAGGACGGACGUAGUCAAUAUAACUAUUUGUUCAGCACUUUUUAAAUGUACAGCGACAGAAUUCAGAACAUGGGCCGUUCUUACAGUGUUCUCCCUGUACACCAAGUCAGAACCGUAGGAUAAAUAAAGGGGGCGUAUAAGCAGACAAUGAAAGCUCUUACAAUAUUCGAUGAUUACAUUUCUCUAAAACAGGUUACAGGCUACAUGUGCACCACCAAGUCAGAACAGUAGGCGAAAUUAAGAGGAGAAAAUAGACCAAAUUAUUAGGGUGAGGCACAUUGAACACAAUUGAACACAUUGAACACAAUUCACUGGCAUAUUACAUCAUUUAUGCUGCAGCAUACAAUUCAUUUUUGGACUCACCUUGCUUACUUAAACAGGAAGGUGGCGCGACGGUCCUUUGUGGGCAAAUUCUGUCAUCAAAGUCUGGGAUUCUCUGGAUUUAUGGUGGGAACUUGGAAAUAAAACCGCACAACCACUCCACUGAAUAGGAGGCUAGUGAUCGCUUUGCAAUGCUUGCAGUUAGCCACGGAUUCCUUCCAAACCACCAUUGUUAAAUUUGCGAUUUCCAACUUGUUGUGUAAUGUUUAUGUCCAAUGGCCGAUGCGCACCUAUACGUUUUAUCUAUAAUUUAUCUUCAUUAUUUAUCUUCAUAUGACAAGGAUUAAAAAGGAUUUGCCAGUAGAUUGUCGACUUGAUUCAUGAUGAUGACUGCUAGCUAAGAUUUUGAAAGUGUGAUGUUGACAUGAUCAGUCCAAUCAAAGCUACUGUAGAUAUAACGUGUUUUGACGUCAUUUUAUUUGUGGCCAAUGACCUUGAACCUUCCUGGAAGGGCACUUAUAAUAUAACUAUGGCAGGACAUAUAGGGCUCUUUACUAAGAAUUUAGACUUGGCCUGUGACGUAGGGUCCCCAUGAGUGACAGAACACUGAGCCAAUCGGGCGCUACGCUCCGUAUUUUCCGCUGGCUUGCCCCAGCACCAUAGAAAGCACUGAGCUAGGCUGAAACACCUGCAUUAUGGAGCUGCCUUACUCAAGAAAACAAAAAAGAGACCAUGUUUGUAUGCGGCUUUAUUAACUCAAUGAUAUAUUAAAAAUAUAUAUUUUUUUACAUAGUUUGAGAACUGAUAUGUGACACCUAUUAAUGCCACACAAAAAAAACAAUAUAUAUAUAUAUAUAUAUAUAUAUAUAUAUAUAUAUAUAUAUAUAUAUAUAUAUAUAUAUAUAUAUAUAUAUAUAUAUAUAUAUAUAUAUAUAUAUAUAUAUAUAUAUAAUUAUUUUUGGCAAAAAAUGUGGGGCUCAAAACAGGUGGGCUACAGCCUGGUCUAUUUCACUGAGACCACAGGCGCACCUGAUCUCGCAGGUAUGGAUACUGAACUGGAAGCAGCAAGAAUGAUGACAGCGACACGUGCUACGUUUUGCAUAUAUGAUAUAGCCUAUCUUUUAGGAGGAUGAUUUGCUGGCAGAGACAAAUAAAAUGACAUUGUAUUUAUUUAUUUUUUCCUCCCUGUGUGUUUGAAGGGUUUCCGAGCUGUUGGUGAGUGGACCUUCCACUAUCACAAAGAACACCACGGUCCCAGGAGAGUACCUUCUAAGAUGGACGCCCACUGAGGAUGAGGAGAGAGGGUACUAUCCUGUGUGCUUCAUCGCUCGGGGAGCGAACAACAGGUCAGUCUGCAGCCCCUUAAACUGGAAACUUACAGCACAAUAUAUUGUGUUCCAAUGACUUACCCCGAUUAAAUUAAGGCAAAAAAUUAACUUCAACUUGAAAACUUGUUUAAUCCAGCAUUUCUGUAGCCUACUAUCAAGACUAUCAGUUAAAUGUAAAUGUAGAAACAUUUUGGUUGAAUGCAUUCAGUUGUGCAACUGACUAAGUUCCUUCCCUUUCCCGUCAAUGGUAUGUGUUUUCUUUUUUUUUAUGCCUUAUUAAAACCAAUGGUAUGUGGUUUGUUUGGUUUUGUAGUGGUUUAUUAAAACCAAUGGUAUGUGGUUUGUUUGGUUUUGUAAUGGUUUCUUAAAACCAAUGGUAUGUGGUUUGUUUGGUUUUGUAAUGGUUUCUUAAAACCAAUGGUAUGUGGUUUGUUUGGUUUUGUAAUGAUUUAUUAAAACCAAUGGUAUGUGGUUUGUUUGGUUUUGUAAUGAUUUAUUAAAACCAAUGGUAUGUGGUUUGUUUGGUUUUGAAAUGUUUGAUUAAAAUGCUGUUUAAGCAAAGAUCUGAACAGUGUAACGGAUGUUCCCACUUCUGUUGAUCAGCUCCAAGUAUCACUCUGAGCUGCGCUGCGUGAUCGUCAGUGUUGGAAACACAAGCGGUGGGUACAGUAUAACUACAGCAUGUUCUCUUGAUGUUAUUGAUCCCCUUUCUGGUGUUCUGGUAGUCUCGCGGUUACUUACAGAUGCUAGUUGAAAUGCAUGUUUGAGACAAUUACCAAUCAAUCAACCAAUCUUUGUCUUGUCUUGUCUGUCUUUGUGCUGCAGCGAUCAGAACCACGCAGAAUGCAACUGCACUUCCAACUACCACCCAACCAACUACUGAACUCACAACCGCACCCACAAAUUUCAGUACACAGGCAACCACAACUACCACAGCACCCACACCUAACACAGUGAACACAACUAACACAGUGAACACAACUAACACAGUGAACACAACUAACACAGUGAACACAUCUAACACAGUGAACACAACUAACACAGUGAACACAACUAACACAGUGAACACAUCUAACACAGUGAACACAUCUAACACAGUGAACAAACCUAUCACAGUGAACACAACUAUCAUAGUGAACACAUUGAACACAGUGAACAAACCUAUCACAGCGAACGCAACUAUCAUAAUGAACACAUUGAACACAGUGAACAAACCUAUCACAGCGAACGCAACUUUAAGUACAAACCCAACCACCAAUCUCCCAAUCAAUAAUGUGGUCAAUACAUUAAACAUCAUUGGGCCUAGUAAGUAAAAUAUUAACUUUUUUUCAAAUUUUUUAAAUAAUGUGUGUGUGUGUGUGUUGUAGUAAUUUUGACUGUGUAUCCACAGGAUACAUUGUUGGACUGAGGAUAAAACUGUCCUCUCUGAUCACACUAACAGAUGAUUACAUCAGAAACGUGGUCUUACAGCAGGUCAGUCUCACUGUCAGAUCAGACAGGUUCAUAGUCAGCUAACGACAGGUUUCUCCUCAGCUCUACCUGAUAAUCACUGCGUGUGUUCUGGUUCCAGCUCCGCGAGGAACUGAUCAGACGAGGGCUGCCAGGGAACUUCACACUACGCCUGAGAGCCACUUAUGAGAUCAGCCCCUGAGGGAGGGACAGGAAUUCAUCUCAAGUUUCUUUACUCCUACUUGUAUUUCCUUCCUGGUAUCUGAUUCUGCAGAUAGUUAUUUUGAAGAAAAAGGGGUUCCUUACAAUGACUGUAUUUGGUUGUUUUGUACUUAUCUCUCGUGGACAGACGCACGUAACAUAAAUUAUGAUUUUUGUUCUGGGUUACCAAGAUUAGUUGAAUGAACUGACAGUACGUCGCUCUGGAUAUUAGUUGAAUGACUAAAAUGUUAAUUAUUUAUGGCUACAAGAAGAAAUAGAACAUAAAUGUGGUUUCCCUGUUUGGUUAAGAACAGAGGUAACUGAAGUUUUUUCCUGUAUGGUAAUGUGACAUUUACAUUUAAGUCAUUUAUCAGACGCUCUUAUC
This is a messenger RNA of Coregonus sp. 'balchen', 13223 nucleotides long. NCBI's taxonomy places the organism in Eukaryota, Metazoa, Chordata, Actinopteri, Salmoniformes, Salmonidae. The record is from the annotation of a GenBank genome assembly.